AGAAGGAAGUGGGAAUUGGUUUAGGGGAUUGAAAAAAUGAAGGCUAAUCUUCCUUUGUUGGUUUCCAUGGUGGUUCUCGGUGUUCUUGGAGUGUGCCAAGGUGGUAGUCUAAGGAAGAAGUACUAUAAGAGUGCGUGUCCUCUCGCAGAAGAGAUUGUUCAGAAAGUAACGUGGCGGCAUGUUUCAAGUAAUCCCAAUUUGCCCGCAAAGCUCAUAAGAAUGCACUUUCAUGAUUGUUUCGUUAGGGGCUGUGAUGGAUCGGUUUUGUUAAACUCAACUGCAAAUAGUACUGCAGAGAGGGAUGCAGCCCCAAAUCUAUCACUAGCAGGCUUCGAUGUCAUCGAUGAUAUAAAAUCACAGCUUGAGAAAACAUGCCCCGGAGUUGUGUCUUGUGCCGAUAUAUUGGCUUUGGCUUCAAGGGAUUCGGUGUCGUUUCAAUUCAAAAAACCGAUGUGGGAGGUGCUUACUGGUAGAAGAGAUGGCAAAGUAUCGCUUGCUUCGGAGGCUCUUGCCAACAUUCCCCCUCCUGUCUUCAAUUUCAGCUCCCUCAAGCAAAGUUUUGCAAGUAAAGGCCUCACGGUCCAUGACCUCGUGGUACUAUCAGGUGCACAUACCAUUGGAGUAGGCCACUGCAACGGCUUCAGCAACAGACUCUACAACUUCACCGGAAAGGGAGACGCAGACCCUUCCCUCAACUCAACCUAUGCUGCUUUCUUGAAGACCAAAUGCCGGAGCCUCUCCGACACGACAGCGGUAGAGAUGGACCCUCAAAGCUCCCGAAACUUCGAUAGCAACUACUUCGCUAUCCUGAAGCAAAACAAGGGUCUCUUUCAGUCUGACGCAGCUCUUCUAACCAACAAGGGUGCAAGAAAGAUUGCUCUAGAGUUGCAAGACUCGGCUGAUUUCUUCACGGAGUUCGCUCAGUCCAUGAAGAGGAUGGGAGCCAUAGGAGUCCUCACAGGCAGAGCAGGGGAGAUCAGGAAGAAGUGCAGCAUUGUCAAUGUUUGA
Vitis vinifera (wine grape) is the source of this 1008-nucleotide messenger RNA. Its product is annotated as peroxidase 3. Gene Ontology annotation, biological process: response to oxidative stress; hydrogen peroxide catabolic process. Gene Ontology annotation, cellular component: plasmodesma; plant-type cell wall. The record is from RefSeq and is a predicted model, not a curated record. Gene Ontology annotation, molecular function: peroxidase activity; heme binding. NCBI's taxonomy places the organism in Eukaryota, Viridiplantae, Streptophyta, Magnoliopsida, Vitales, Vitaceae. Bases 37 to 1008 code for a protein of 323 amino acids. The transcript is spliced from 4 exons.